Nelumbo nucifera (sacred lotus) is the source of this 3277-nucleotide messenger RNA. Its product is annotated as putative serine/threonine-protein kinase. The record is from RefSeq and is a predicted model, not a curated record. Gene Ontology annotation, biological process: protein phosphorylation. Gene Ontology annotation, molecular function: ATP binding; protein kinase activity. NCBI's taxonomy places the organism in Eukaryota, Viridiplantae, Streptophyta, Magnoliopsida, Proteales, Nelumbonaceae.
AGUAAUUGCAUAAGCAAUACCAGUCCCAUACAUGCUCAGAUAUUUCAGAAAACCGCAAACCCAUGCUUGCUUCUUACCUGAACUACCAACAGUCCAAAUUUUACACAGAACAAACCCAUUUUUCUUUAAAUAUGGAUAUUGUCCCCUAUCCUCUCUCUCUCUCUCUCUCUCUCUCUCUCUCUCUCUCUCUCCCACCUUCAGUAAUCCAAUUGGAAAUGACUUCUUGAAUCCUAGGGAUGUCAAUAGGUCUGGUGGACCCAACAGAACUAAAACAUACUAAUCCUAUUAUAUAGGGUUUGGGUCUGCAAUAUGCAUGCAUCCUAGUUAUAAUUGAUUAAGAACAAACCAAGUCAAGUCAAGUCAACUAAACACAAUUAAUCCUUGUCCCAACUCUAUUGGGGUAGGCUAUAUGAAUCUUAUCUUGUCAUUUUGUCUGUUCAGUGCCACGUACAUUGUUUAGGUAUGGACCCUUAAAUCAUAUCUCACUACCUCAACCCAUGUCCUUGGCUGCCCCUAGCUCUUCUAGAUCCUUUAGCUUGUAACAAGCCACCCUACAAAUGCGGUCAACCUCCAUGAGAAAUAAAGAGGGUGCAUCCAACAAUCUUGAAUCUCUUGAUCAAACUAAGGGAACAAAUGAACCUCCAAGAGAGAUAAUUAACAUCAUUGGGGUGGAAACUUCUAAACAAUGUAUUUCUCCUUCUCCAGUCUUGGGAAAUAAUGAUCAUGGAAAGGUUGUUUUAUGUCAACCUGCAAAAUAUUUUGAUGCAAGGAGUAGCACAUGUACUUCUGGUCCCUUUCCUUUGCAGGAGCUUUCUUUAGAACAUGUGAAGCAUCAAGAUGAGGGAGUUUUUCAGGAAAAACAUGUACUUAAUCACUCUGAUGCAUCCCUAUUUUCAAGGUAAUUUUUCUGUCUUUGUAUAUCAUUCUAUGCUUGACUGCUUGGGCCUGAACCAUUCUAGUGCAUCCCCUUACAAAUGCAUCUUAUACCACACGCGUUUGUAUUAUCAUGCAUGCAAUCCAUCUUAACUGACAAUGGGGAACCACCUGAAUUGAUUUGAUUUUCCACAUUUGGUGAAUGAUGUAUUUGUCAGAGGCUGCAAGGUAACAUGAGGCAUAUGCAUCAAUUAUCAAUGGUUAUUUAGUUGGUUAAUGCAAAUAAUAUAUAUUUUAUGCAUCUCUAUAGUUCAAAAUGUAUGAACGAAUCAUUUGAGGAAAUAAUCACUUCUGUGAUACACUACCAAUGGCUACUGCAUCCUAUACUAGAUUCAAUAUCUCCUAUAGAGCCCCAAGCGCCAGCUUCAAUCCACCUCUUUAACCCUAACUUGAUCAAGUUCAGAUUCUUCCUGUCGGUUCAGAUUUUAGGUAGAAAUCUUCAUGAGUAUUUUCUGGGUUUCAAAAUAGCAACUUAAGAUCUGCAAAACCGUCUACCAAUUAGGCAACAACUUCCAACAAUAAUCAACAACUAUCUAUCUAAUUCCUCAAUGACUAUCAAAACUUAGUUGUAAUGAAAAAAGUAAACCAAGUAAAAUAAUUGUGGCAUUGGACAUCUCUUGAACUCAUUUACAUGGUGACUAACUGAGAAUGAGGUUUUCCAAGUUCAGCAAGAUGUUGCUUUUUCUUUUUUUUUUUCCAUUUUUCGUUUUUUUUUUCUUAUUUUCCAUUGAAGAGAUGAAGUGAAUUUUUGUUAAUGUAAUCUUCUCUAGUUUCUGUUGGCUUCUCUUAUUGAUUUUAGUAAAAGAGGUUCUGUUUGAAAUGUGGAAUUCAGUGGAGAACUGGGCAGAUUGUAGUCUCUAUGGUAACCUCAGGGUAAAGUUUACCAUGUUGGAGGGAAGUAUUAGUAAUACAUAGGUUUCUUCUCUGCUUACUUGAUUUUCUGCUUCUUUCACCCUUCUGUAUAAAGGAGACCACAUUCUUUUCUAUAGUUGCAAAAAUUUAUUCAUUUCCUUUUGAUCUCUGCCACUUUCUCUAUGGUCUGAAUGAAGAAUUCUUUUCUUUGCCUUUGACAUCUGGUACUUACUUUCUGGUCUUGGAGCUCUACUGUUGCAUUAUUAUGUUAUUUCAUACCUUCUUCUCUUUAUAUUAUAUGUAGUUAGGGCUAAAGUUAGUAUAGCUUCUUUUUGUCUUAUAUGAGGAGAAGUUCUCUUGAAAUUUAAAGCUGAUAUAGUUAAAAGAAAAUACAUGUUAGCUUGAUUACCGUGCAUUGAUAUCUAAAAAUCCAUUGAAUCAUUAAUGCAAAAUGCAGUUUUAUUAAGCUCUUUUAUUCUGAUGGUUUUUGUUUAUAACUUUUUGUUUUUUGAUUUUGUAAAGGAAGGAAUUUUUUAUAAGUUAAAGAACUUUUUGGACUUUUGUAUCACUUUAUUGGAGGAUGACAUUUUGAGUUAUCAAUGCUUUUGUUAUUAAUACCUCUUAGAUAAAAAUUGCAAGAUAUAUUUUUAUUGGCAUUUGCUAGUUGCCAUGUUCUUAAGUUUCACUCUUAUGUGAGGUUUUUCAGGGUUUUUGGACAGGGGGUAGGUAUUGUUAAGCAUGUUCAUUUUUGUGUUUCGCCAUUUACUUGGGAUUAGGGGAUUUGGAAGGAGUGAUGACAGAAAGAAGACAGGAGGUUAAUAUUGUUGCUGAAUGUUGAGUAGUGUUAUAAGCUACCUUCAAAGGGUGGAAGAAAUCUGUAGAUUGGGGAUUGAUUCAAAGCCAUUUGUCAUUCUCAGAUCUCCCAAGUUAUGUUCGGAUGUAUUACCAUGCAAGGACCACUGAUCAGGUAUUCAGAUAUAAGACCUACAACCCUUGCCAUGUGAACUGCAUGGAAGGAGAACAACAUCAUGUGGAUGGUCCAUGCAGAUUGGGCACAAAGCUUCAUCCCAUUCCUUGUGCAAAGCAAGGAUAUCUGUGCCAGUGGAGGUGCUACCUUUCAUAUCUGACAUCUUGGGUCAACUGUAUUAAGUUGUUUGAAACAUUAAACCGAGGUUUAGAAUAUCUACACGAACACUGCAAUCCUCCAGUGAUCCAUAGGGAUCUAAAGUCAUCAAAUAUUCUUCUGGAUUCCAAUUUCAAUGCAAAGCUCUUUGAUUUUGGUCUUGCUGCAACUUUUGGGGCCCAAAACAAGAACAUUAAGCUUUCUGGUACUUUGGGUUGAACGAAUACAAGAGUGAUAGAAGACAUUGUUGAAGAUAAUGAACAUCAAUAUUUUACAUUUUUUUUUGUGAUUUAUUGUUAUAUGUAAGAAGAAUUUUGUGUUUUUUUAUAAUAUUAAUGUAUGGAAACCAUGUUAAAAUGUACCUUUGUU